AAAUUUCGCCAACCUUUCCAAAAGGCUUUAUAGCACCUUAUUUAGACGAAACAGAGGAAAAAGAAAGGACAGAUAGUCGUGUUAGUAUAGCUCGAUCUAUACCAAAAAGAGUUCUGAAACCAAGAGUUGAUUGAAUUGUUUCUCGUGUGUUUUGGGAUCUCCUUGAUCAUCAAAUACCGUCUCAAUAACCCCCAUCUAAAAUGGAGAAAACAGGGGAAGAUAAAUCUGCCAGAACCAUUACACUUGCUGGCAUUCUCUUAUUUCUUAACAUACUUAACUGGGCCAUUGUACUCAGAGACUUUUACUCAAGUUUUCGGUGUAUACUUCACAUGUUCAUAUGCCUUCUUCACCAUGCAUGGAAGAUUUGGGCCACGUAUCGAGAAGCUCCAUGCCAGAAACUUUGUAAUUGUAGUGAUGAAAAUGUGGAUGAUAAGAAGAGAGAAGAAGAGAAAAUGGUGCGGAAAGAUGCUGCUGCAUACUCAACCCAGAAGCUGCUUCUUUGUGAAAAUGUAGACGAUUACAAGCUUUCUGUGGGAGAAGUGAAAACGGUAAUGGAGAAACUAUGUGACCCAGAUGAUGAAAACUAUGAAGAGACUCAUGAGAUUGCAAGCCUGUUCGAGGAGGAUCAGCCAAGCCCAGAAGAACUGGAAGAAGCUUUUGAAAUGUUCGAUCAGAACAGAGAUGGGUUCAUCGAUGCAGGGGAGUUGGGAAAAGUGCUAUGCUCAUUGGGCCUCAUGGAACGUCCUUUGGAAGUAGUGGAAUGCCAAAGGAUGAUCAAAGUCUUUGAUGACAAUGGAGAUGGACGGAUAGAUUUCAAAGAAUUUGUUCAACUUGUGGAGCACAGCUUCUGCUGAAUUCUUAUUUUUAUUUUUAUUUUUUUCAGUUUCUUUCUCUCCUCAGUCCUCAUGCAGCCCAAACUACCCGUCUUGUUGUGUUGUAUUUGUUUAUGAGAACUGUUUUCGAGAACAAAAAUAAUUACAAAAAAAAAAAAAUCAAUUUUCUGUUUUUUUUUUUUUUUUUUUUUUUGGGCUAAAGAAGCGUUUGGUAAACUCUUUCCUAAAUCAGUUUCUGAAAACAAAAAUCUAGCCUAAUUUCAUUUGGACAAUUGUUCUGAAAAUAAUUUCUCUUCUUACAUGUCUUAAUCAUAGUCGACACUCUCUUCUCUCUCCUGAGAGAAGUUUUUUAUUCUUAUGCAUGUAACCACCUCCUCUGUGAGGGUUUCUUUCCACCUCUGUGCGGUUCUUACCGGGGGAGAAGGGAGAGACCUUGCUUUCUCCCUUCUCCCCAUUUUCUCUUUGCUUAGAGCAGUCGUUUCCCAUCUCCUCUUCGUAACCGGUCUUCUUCUUUUGCCUUCUUUUUCAACCAUGAGUAGCGAUGCCUUUGUUCUUCCUUCCCCGACCAUUUCACUCUGUCUGGUCACCACCCUUGGGCCGGUUUCCUCCUCCAAAAUACAUGUCGUUCAUGGAUCUACAGUGAUUCUCAAAUUUGGUACUCUCGAAGUCAAAUCUGUUACCAUCCGUUCAUCUUUUGCUCAGACGCGUCACACCACCAUCUUCUUCAGCCUCCCAACUUUCCACUGAUGUGUCCAUCGUCUUGGUCCAGGCACCACACGCUUGUUCGUCGAUCCUACGCUUAAGCGCGUGAAUUACACGCGUCGUCGGGUGUUCUCCGAGCUGCUGCCAGAAGCUCCUAGGCUAGUUUUCCUCUGCCUCGUUCUCUGUUUAAGUUGUUGCUUUAUGGACAUUUUUAUUGCUUUUUUUUAAUUUUUAUUGUAUUUUUUUGUUUUCUUUUUUUUGAAACUACUAUUGUAAUCUGAUGCAUGUUUGUUUUGUGGGUUACUGUCUCACAAUUUUUAAUUGUUUUGUUCUUAUUGUGGAGACUUUCGUAACUAAA
Alnus glutinosa is the source of this 1893-nucleotide messenger RNA. Its product is annotated as probable calcium-binding protein CML47. The transcript has a single exon. NCBI's taxonomy places the organism in Eukaryota, Viridiplantae, Streptophyta, Magnoliopsida, Fagales, Betulaceae. The coding region runs from base 201 to 854 and encodes 217 amino acids. Gene Ontology annotation, molecular function: calcium ion binding. The record is from RefSeq and is a predicted model, not a curated record.